CCGAAAAUUCCGAAAAAAUCGGAAUCGGAAUCGAUUCUUGAAUUCCGAAAAAAGGGAAUUGGACACCGUCCCCUCCCCAAUUUCUUCCACCAACACACCCCGUUCUGGAAACCCUAAAAGUUCUUCGUCCAGAGGAAGAUAAUUUUCUAGGUUUCUACCGCCUCUCUGCGGAUUCUUGCACAUCGGCUGCUUAUUACGAGAUUAAGAAAUGCUGGGUGAUUUGCCAAUAUUGCCCCUUCCGGCACCACCUACUGAUGGGAAUCUUGGCCCGUUACCACCCGCUCAAGUGGUUGAGGACUCGAUUGAUGAAGAUCAGAUGAAUGUUGACGAUAACUCCAACUCAGCUCCAGCAUCUGUAGCAACACAUACAAGGACUAUAGGAAUUAUUUACCCCCCUCCGGACAUCAGAAAUAUUGUAGACAAAACUACUCAGUUUGUGGCGAAGAAUGGACCAGAGUUUGAGAAGAGAAUUAUUAUAAGCAAUGAUGGAAAUGCAAAAUUCAACUUCUUACGUUCCUCUGAUCCUUACCACGCGUAUUAUCAGCACCGUCUAGCUGAAGCACGGGCUCAAAAUCAGUCUUCUUCCCAGCAGCAGCCUGGCGAGCCUGUUCCUGAUUCAGCUCUUACUGCUGCAACCGCUGAUACAAGUGAUGCUUCAGAUAAGCCCGAUCCUGCAGCCCAAUUCCGACCUGUUCGUAAGGUUCUUGAGCCACCGGAGACAGAGCAAUAUACUGUUCGACUUCCUGAAGGGAUUACAGGGGAGGAGCUGGAUAUGAUUAAGCUUACUGCUCAGUUUGUGGCCCGUAAUGGUAAAUCAUUUUUGACUGGUUUGACAAGUAGAGAGAGCACUAACCCUCAGUUCCAUUUUCUGAGGCCAACACACAGUAUGUUCAUGUUCUUUACAUCGCUUGCUGAUGCAUAUUCUAAAGUACUGAUGCCUCCUAAAGGGUUGACCGAUAAGCUCAGAAACAGUGUUGCUGACUUGACAACUGUCCUCGAGCGCUGUUUGCAUCGCCUUGAGUGGGAACGGUCACAAGAACAGGCUAGGCAGAAAGCUGAAGAUGAGAUAGAGCAGGAGAGAAUGCAGAUGGCUAUGAUUGAUUGGCACGAUUUUGUUGUGGUGGAGACAAUAGACUUUGCUGAUGAUGAGGAUGAGGAUUUACCGCCUCCAAUGACACUCGAUGAAGUUAUAAGGAGAAGCAAGAUGUCCACAAUGGAAGAAGAAGAUAUUAUUGAGCCUGGGAAGGAGGUAGAAAUGGAUAUGGAUGAAGAAGAGGUCCAACUGGUUGAGGAGGGUAUGAAGGCAGCUAGCCUGGAAGAUAAUGGUGAUAUGACGAAUAACGAAGCCAAACCUACUCCAGAAGAGCACGAGCCACCCAUGAGAAUUGUGAAAAAUUGGAAGAGGCCAGAGGAUAGAAUCCCAGCUGAAAGAGAUCCUACUAAGUAUGUUGUCUCUCCGAUUACUGGAGAGCUCAUUCUCAUCAAUGAAAUGUCUGAACACAUGAGAAUUUCUCUUAUUGAUCCCAAGUAUAAGGAGCAGAAAGACAGGAUGUUUGCCAAGAUAAGGGAGACAACCCUUGCAGCAGAUGAUGAAAUUUCUAGGAACAUUGUGGGGCUUGCAAGAACCCGUCCUGAUAUUUUUGGCACUACAGAAGAAGAGGUUUCUAAUGCUGUCAAAGCCGAGAUUGAAAAGAAGAAAGAUGAGCAACCAAAACAGGUUAUAUGGGAUGGUCAUACUGGAAGUAUUGGCCGUACAGCAAACCAGGCCAUGUCUCAAAGUACUGGUGGUGAGGACCUAAACGAUGCUUUGGUCAAUGAUGGUAGGGGCCUUCCCGGUCCAGCACCUCCUCCUCCCAGGCCUGGUAUGCCAUCAAUUAGGCCAUUGCCUCCACCUCCUGGUCUUGCCUUGAAUAUACCGAGGCCUCCCGCAAUGGUCCAAUAUUCUAACUCAGCUAGUGGUGGGAUCAUUGCACCACCUCCCGGGCCUCCAGUUAUUAAUAUGAUUCCUUCUAUUCGCCCGCCACCUCCUUCGAUGCCAAUGAUGCACGGACAACAUCUUAUGGCCAAUCGUCCUCCAAUGCCGCCACCCAGUAUCCCGGUUCCACCACCACCCGGAUCCCAGUUUACCCCUUUAGGUAGCCAUAGGCCUUUUCUUCAUGUUCCUAUGUCUCACCAAGGUAUGCCUAUGGUUCCUCCACCACCUAUGCUCCAAGGCAUGCCUCCACCUCCACCCGAGGAGGCUCCUCCACCUCUACCUGAAGAACCGGAGCCCAAGAGGCAAAAGCUUGAUGACUCUAUGCUCAUUCCUGAAGACCAAUUCUUGGCACAGCAUUCGGGUCCUGCUCGUAUCAGUAUAUCUGUGCCAAAUGUCGAUGAAGGAGAUCUGAAAGGGCAACUACUGGAGAUUACUUUACAAUCCUUGUCUGAGACAGUUGGCAGUUUGAAAGAGAAAAUCUCUGCUGAGAUCCAGCUUCCUGCAAACAAACAGAAGCUGAGUGGCAAAGCUGGUUUCCUCAAGGACAAUUUAUCGCUGGCAUAUUACAAUGUUGGACCUGGAGAGGCGCUGUCUCUUUCUCUUAGAGAACGUGGUGGUAGAAAGAGAUGAAUUCCACUUAAGUCGUGAAUUCUCUUAAAGGUUAAUGGUGGUUCUUAUUAUGAUGUUCUCAGACAAUAUUGUUUUCAUUUCAUUCUACUUAGGUUAAUGAUGGUUUUGUACUUUUAAACGUUUAAUAUCUUAUGCUACUCAAUAUGAUAUCUACUGUAGAUCUGGCAUGUUGGUGAUUGUCGCUUGGGGUAUCUGGUAGUUAUCCGGUUCUACGCCCAACGAGCAUUGCUUAACUUAGAUGGCUGAUUCAUUGCUUUUAUUUUAUGUGUGCAGUCUCUUCCUUGGUCCACUGAUGUGACUUUGGAACGGACUGUUGAAGUUUGUGCUCCAGAGUAUUUCUUGUUUUUUCGAGUAGAUUGACUUGUGUUAAUCUUUAUACAGUCGAUACCUUCUAAAUCUAUUUUUAACUUUUUAUGUAUUGUUCUAGGGGUAUCUUGAAGCUUUGCUUACACGGUUACACCUGUCUUAUUUUGUUCAGUUGGUUUGUGGUGGUUGAGGUUAUCAAAGAUUCUUUUUGUUUCUCACAACAGCUAUGUUCCUUGUCUGGAAUUGAAUAUAUUGUUGGGACCAUUAGGUAUUGAAAAAUACUGUUCAAAGAGUCCAAGCAGCUUGGCUUGGAAUUGUACAGAGCGGAGACUGCUUAUCCAUUCCUGGGGUUGGGAUUUUUUUGUAUCUGUGUUUAUUAACUUUUUAUGGUUCAUCUUCUUCACAGAUCUUGGUAUCAAUUUUUAAGUAUA
Molecule: messenger RNA, 3342 nt
Organism: Erythranthe guttata (spotted monkey flower)
Lineage: Eukaryota; Viridiplantae; Streptophyta; Magnoliopsida; Lamiales; Phrymaceae
Source: RefSeq, a predicted model, not a curated record